Camelus dromedarius (Arabian camel) is the source of this 4841-nucleotide messenger RNA. It is a transcript of the gene MALSU1, whose product is annotated as mitochondrial assembly of ribosomal large subunit 1. Gene Ontology annotation, biological process: negative regulation of ribosome biogenesis; negative regulation of translation. NCBI's taxonomy places the organism in Eukaryota, Metazoa, Chordata, Mammalia, Artiodactyla, Camelidae. Gene Ontology annotation, cellular component: mitochondrion. Gene Ontology annotation, molecular function: ribosomal large subunit binding. The coding region runs from base 20 to 586 and encodes 188 amino acids. The transcript has 5 exons. The record is from RefSeq and is a predicted model, not a curated record.
UCGACGCACGGCGACGGCAAUGGGGCCGGGCGGCUGCGUGGCGUGGCGGCUCUCGGCGUUUCUCUGGCGUAGGGCCGCUUUCCCGGGAGCGUGGGCGGCGGCCGACCUGGGCCCCCGGCCUCGGCUGCUGGCGGUGGGGCGGCUUCCGAGGGGACCAGCGCUCGGCCGGGCCAGUCUGACCCCCGACCGCGCGCGCGGCCUGCACGGCGGGCCUGGCUUAGAGGAGCGGGCGGAGGGGACAGCCAGCGAGGAGCGCCGGGAGUCAGGCACAGCAGAUCAUACUGGUCCCAAGUUUGACAUUGACAUGCUGGUUUCACUUCUGAGGCAAGAAAAUGCAAGAGACAUUUGUGUGAUCAGGGUUCCUCCGGAAAUGAAAUAUACGGAUUACUUUGUGAUUGGUAGUGGAACUUCCACUCGACACUUACAUGCCAUGGCCUACUACAUUGUGAAAACGUACAAAUACCUGAAAUGUAAAAGUGAGCCUCACGUUAAGAUUGAAGGGAAGGACACUGAUGACUGGCUCUGUGUGGACUUUGGUAUCUGGAAAAUGAAGCUGUAUUUGGGGCACAUUACAGAUGAGGAAUGAUCCAUAUUCGGAAGCCUCACCCGGAGAAGAUGAGCUAGAAGGAAUAUAUGUCCAAGGACCUGGGGGCAGAACCACCAUGCCUGCACCGGACUGCUCGUCUCCAGACUGCCUUUUCUGGAGAAAGAAUUUAACUUACCUUGUUUAAGCUACUGUUAUUCAAGGUUUUCUGUCACACCCUUAUGUAACCCCAGGAUAGACUGCCACAUUCAAUUCAGAUUACAAAGUGGCAGAAGACACAUGCUUCUGAAAUUUGCUGUAUGUAAAGAACGUGGAGAGCCACAGCUGGCAGAACAGUACCUUAAUAGAUGCUCCUGCAAAGCGAGAAAGCUGUUUGAUGUGCUGCCCCUGCUUGCCAAUAAUGGCCCCGACGGAGAGUGCUGGGAUAAACAGGUGAACAGUCUCUGUUUCUGAUUGCUGCUGGAAAAGAAAUACAGGACGUACGUGCUUAUUUGAUACAAAUCAGGCUAUGUGGCUGGCAGAGGGAUGGGGGCAUUCUCAUACUGUAGGGAUAUUAGGAUAGUUUUAGGAAGAACCACCGCAGUAUGUUGAUGUGAGUUUAUCUAACAGGUCGAGAAGAUCUCAUAUUCAUUCUGAAAGCAUUAGCAUUUAAAAUGUCACUACACAAUUCUCUUAAAGUUUACAAUGUCAUCCAAGUUACAGACUUAAAAACUAUGUAAAUGUUACAAAGUUUUAAACACAUCAGGGACAAGAGUGUGCUUAAAAUUAAGCAAGAUUCCCCUAGCAGUACAUCCUACAUCCAAGACAGAUUCUUGACAAGUAAAUGAAGAACCUUACCAAUACCAUUCAGUACUACCCAAGCACACGACAGGGUUACAAGAAAACUAAUUGACUUUAGUGGUAAAAUGCCGUCCUUCAUCUUCCCGCCUCAAGCCAGCUGUGCCCUUCCUGAGUCUCCCUUCAAAUAGUCAUUCUUGAAGCGCUAAAGGAUACACUCACUCAAGAGAACAGUUCAGUGACUGGGUUCCUAAAAAGGCCAAGUUAGGGUUUAGUAAUGUUACCAGUGAGCUUAAGGAUUCUAAAUGCAGGAGCAGUGCACAUGUUUAUGCAGUUAACAGUUUGUUUACUUUCUGCCAGUAAGAAAAACAUGCUUCCAAGGAUAAUUAAGAAAUUCACUCUAAGAAAAUAUUUUAAAGUGUUUUUAUUUUUUAAGACUUUUUAGAGCAGUUUUAGGUUCACCACAAAACUGAGACUGUAGAGAUUUCCCAUAUAUACUAAGAAAUAUUUUAAGAUGACCCACAACUGAAUAAACCAAAGUAAAAUAAUAUGCAUUUGCUUAAAAAAUUUAUACCUCACAAAAAUUUCUAAAGAUGUUAGAAGAUAUUUUGCAAUAAAACAUGUACACUUGAUAAACUGCUUGAUAAAAAACACUUCACAGAAUUCUCUUGAAACUUCUUAUAUUCCUGGAUACUAUAAGUUCCGUUCCCAAGUACUCACAUUACAUCAGUACCCUAACAUGUACACAGACAGCCAUAAAACAGCUGCUGUCGAAUUUUUGGAUUUUUUAACCAAAACUCUCCCCAAAUUCUUAAAAAGUCUCAAAGACAUGCUAGUAGUUUUGCUUUCAAGGGUCUCAAGAACUAGGGAAAUCUUAGAAUUUGAUCAUUUUCAGUGGUUUCUGAAAAUCUUAGUCAAAGAAAACAGCAGCACUGGCCCCAUUCAUUUUCACCAGAUGUGGCAAAUUUUGUGCCACUUAAUGUUGGUCCAGCAAACAACAUCACCACUCUUACCACGCAAAAAUCACUAGUGGCAGUAACAUCUCCAUCUUCUCCCUGGAAGCCCAGUGUGGAGGCAGAAAACAAGAGGACUAAGCAGCACCGUCUGGCAGGAGCCCGCGAACAGAGGGACCCCUGUUCCACUUCUUGUCCCUGAGCACAGACUCGCUGGAGGCUGCUCCACAGGACAUGGUGUACUCUCACUGUUCGGCAGGAAAUUUUUUUAAGUUUUUAGUUCCCUUCCUCUGAAGCAAAGUUAUUUUUAAAAAGUAAGUUAAUAAACAGAAACUCUCUAGACGUAACAAAAGGCUGAAUUGGUUCUUUAAUGAAAAGAAAAGCCUUUUGUCAAUUUAUCAAUUAAAAAAUGGAACUGAGAAAAAGGAAAUGAUACCAGACAAGAUAAAAAAUAAGAUACAACCAUGUCAAUACUAAUGAAAAUGUCAAAAACUUUUAAAUUACCAAAAUCAAUUAGAAAAGCUUAAACUGUUAACUCCACAAUCAACUAAUUACCUAAAACUAUUUGGGCUUGGCACUUUAAUUGAUUUUUUUCAAGCCAAACAAUCAGGAAGAAUGACAAAAAUCCCAACGAAAGGGAAGACAUGGGAGACUAGAAAAGGACAGGCAGACAUGCCUCACAGAGAAAAGUAUAUUAAGUAAGAAAAUAAAUAAAUGGGAUCAUACUACCAAUUACAUGUUCUAAUUAGCUUUUUUACCUUAACAACACACCUUGGGUGUUUUCCCGUGUCGUUCACAUGUCCCUGCCUCAUUCUAUGGAGUUACUCCUUCAGAGACACCACAGCUGACACAUUUUCAUCCCUGUUCUGCAGUGCAGUCAGAUCUUUGUACAAAAAAAGUUGUGCCCUUGUACAAAUAUCUCUAGUUCAUAAAUUCUUAGAAGUAGAACCGGGGCCUAAACAUUUUUAAAACUCAAAAAUGUUACCAAUUACACAAAAAGGUUCCCACUCAGCCCACACAGAAUGGUGGAAUUCCAGUUAAGGCGUACAUUCGUGGAACAUUUUAAAGCCACCUUUGUGUUUUUUAAGUAGUCGGAGAUGGGUAAAAAGCAUGCUGAGCUAAAAAGUCAGGUUUAAGAGGAAGAGAACUACGAUCGGGGGCAAGUGUCUAUAGCAAUCCUGUGUGAUAAAACUGUGAGUUCCUCUCUGUGAGGUGCUGUGCACUUACAACUCACAACUGAUCCAACUGACAGAAACUAACAACAUUCCCAUUUUAAAGAUGAGAAAACUGAACCAGAGAUUAAAUCACUUGCAUAAGGUCAUACACUGACUGAUGUUGGAGCCAAGAUUCACACCUGGAUUUCCCUAUCUCCUAAAAUAUGUUCACACACACAAAGUAUAUACCCCACUUCCAAGGGGUAUGGAUGUGCUUUAAAAUACCCAUAGAGCUGCAGAAGUGACUCUAAAGAAAAAUGCCAAAUAGGACUCUCAAGGAGGUGCUGCCUUCCCUGGUUGUAUCAUUCUUCUAUCUACUUUGAAAUGACUUCCUAUGAGUCAAAAAAAUGUGUUACGUGUAGGUGGCAAAAGCUUAAGCUUUUGAUCAUCAAUGUGCUAAAAGGGGCAUUAGAGACAGGCCAUUAAAUUUUUUCUUGAUUUUGCAAGAAUAGGGGUAACUGCAGAUUAAGAAUGAUGUAGAGAGGGGCAGAAGGUACAAACUUCCAGUUACAAGAUAAAUAAGUCCUGGGGAUGCAAUGUACAGCAUGGUGACUCCAGUUCACACUCUAGUGCAUAUCUGAAAGUUGCUAAGAGUAGAUCUUACAAGUUCUCAUUACAAGAAAAAACACUUCUGUAACUCUGCGUGGUGACGGAUGUUAAUAACUAGACUUACUGUGGUAAUCAUUUUGCAGUAUAUACAGAUAUUGAAUCAUUAUGUUGUACACCUGAAAAUUAUGUCAAUUACAACUCAAUUUAAAAUUUUACCCCCAAAAAAGAUUAGUUUAAUUGAAUUACCAACAUAUAUGCGUAUAUAUGAAACUUUACUUGAACAAGGAACAGAAAAGAGGUUUGUUGUCUCAUCUGCACACACCCAUCCUAUGCAUGUGUAAGACACUUUGUAACUGAAACUUAAGCGUUUCAAUGUUUGUUUCUACUAUGAGAAUAGAAUAACUACAUCACAGAGUUGUCCAAAACAAACCCCACAAUAUUUAUCUUCCCCUUACUAUUAUUUUGCUAUAUCUAAGAAUGCUAUUUUAAAGAGCCUUUAAAAAGUGUGGUUUCCAAUUUUUCACUAGUUUAUAUAACACUGCAAUCAAAUCUUUAAACAUAAAUCUUGUACCCUCAGACUUCUAAGAUUUUAUGUAACGAAAAUGCUGGAUCAGAGCAUGAACGUUUAAAAUUGUUAUUUCCAAAUUCUCAUGCUAAUAAAUUUAUUAUACAGUCAAUAAAUGUGUUAAAGACAGGGGGAAAUCAUUUUGGUUCGAAACAUACCUUUCACUUACAAAAAACAAAGCAAUGUGGGAUUCUAGACCCCAUGCCUCAUUUUCUACAAAUAAAAAUACCUGAACCCUG